UUUCCCUUGAAGACCUGACGCCUACCAAGAGGAGUAAGAGGGAAAGAUGUGACAAAGAGCUGCCAGUGGUCAGGUCUCCGCUGCACGGCGUGGCGGAAGAGCAGGCCGCAGCUAGGAUCGGCAGGUUUAUGCUGGUAGCCGCGUGGAGACGCCGCCGGGACGAGCUCCGAUGUUUGCGCAAAACCCUCGAGACGCAGGUGUCGUGCUCCGAGAGACUCCGUAUCCAGGUGUGCGCGCUCAAGUCGCUGCUGGACUCCGACAACGCGAAAGUGCGGCUCGCCAUCCGAGAGCUGGAGAGGCUGAAGCAGUUGCUGCGAGACAAAGACAUCGAGAAGGCCGUGCUCGAACAGGAGAAGCGCGCCUUGGAGGACGACGUGUGCGCCGCCGAAGACCGCGCUUCAGAAAUGAGCAUAGGUUGGCGCAACGCCCGAAACGAGUUGGAAAGUGUUCGCGCGUCGGCCGCGUGUUGCGAGCGCGCGCUGGCGCUGGAGCGGGCCGCGCUCGCCGAGGCGCGUGCGCACCGCGACCACGCCUACCACCGGAUAUCCCUGCUGGAGGAGGAGUUGUCGCAGCACGAGGCGGCGCUGUGCAGCGCGGAGCGCGAGGCGGCCGCGCUGCGCCGCGCCGCGGACGAGCGCCAGCGCGCGCUCGACGACACGCGGCAGCUGCUCAGCGCAGAGCACGAAGACCGCGAGCGCUGUUCGCGCGAAUGUUCGGAUUUGAAGGUUCGCGUAGCGAUGGGCGCGGCGGAGACGGCCACGCUGAAAGCUGUGGUGGAAGAGCUGCGCGCUGCGCUGGCCUGCCUCGACGCGCAGCUCCGCGUCACCAAGGAACAGCUGGAGUGGUGGCCGAGACCGCUCACCAGAAUGCUGGGUAUGGCAAGAUCAUGGCUCCGGCAUCCGAUGUCGAUGCCAGAGGCCAUCUUUUGGACAUUGAUUCCCGCCCGACAAGGCUGUUGAUAAUGUGUUGGCAAAAAAGCGAGUUGACUACCAGGUAAAUGCGCAGAAACCCCAUAGUUAAAUGUAACAUAAUAUCAUAAAAAGUAAACACCCCAUGUAAACAAGACAAAGACAUAAAAAGCAAGAUUAUUUAGCAAAUAAAAUUAUUGCAAUGUUAUCGCAUACAUAUUUAUAAUCUUAUGAUAGCUACUUAAAUAAAUGGAUAAAGAGGUAAUAAAUAGGUAUAUAAUAGAUGGUAGAAACACCAAAACAUACCGAUGACGAAUGAACAGUUGCAAUAAAUAUUCGGUAGGUAUUUGGUAAGUAUUUUUUAUCAUAACUAUUUUUAACGUUUAUGUAUGUAUUGUAGUGUGUUUUGUAAGUUUUAGAGUUUUAUAAGAAGUUAUCAUAUUGGUAGAAUGUUUAGCUUUAAUAAAUUAUGUUAUAUACUUAA
Molecule: messenger RNA, 1392 nt
Organism: Manduca sexta (tobacco hornworm)
Lineage: Eukaryota; Metazoa; Arthropoda; Insecta; Lepidoptera; Sphingidae
Product: paramyosin-like
Source: RefSeq, a predicted model, not a curated record